AUGAAAUCUCUUAUCAAAUGUCAAUUGUUAUUAUGAUUCAAGUCUGAUAUUCACGUUCUUUUUCCAUUUUCUGUUGUUUUAUAACAAGAUAUCCUAAUAGAUAUGAUACGUCGUUACUGUUAAUAAUUAUAACGAUUUGAAAUUACAGGAUUAACAUAUUUCAUGCAUUGAUACACAAUACAUAAUGAGAGAGAAAUGGCAUUUUAUUUUUUACCUUUUAUGGUUUUCUUAUCUGAUUAUCGCAGCAGUUCUUAUGUUCGGGCACGGUUUCUUGUUAUCUAGAAAAGCCUUGAGUGAUGUAACAGAAUGUAGUCCUCUCAGUCAGAUAAGCUGUGAAGAAGGUGGUAUGCUAAGUAAAGAUAUUUGCAAUGAUGAAUUUAAAAUUAGGCAAGUGUCUUCUAAUCUUGGUGCGCUAUUGGCGUGCGCCCCUAAGCGCAAUAGGGUAGUUUUAAUUCUUGUUGAUGCCCUAAGAUAUGACUUUACUGAAUAUGACGAGAGAAUAGAGAAGCCUCUUUAUUAUCAAAACCGACUACCAAUUAUACAGCAAACUUUAAAGCAACGCCCAGAUCAGGCACGAUUAUAUCGUUUCAUGGCAGAUCCACCCACGACUACUCUUCAACGAGUUAAAGCCUUAGUCACAGGCUCUUUACCUACUUUUGUUGAAUCUAGUUCUAAUUUUGCUGCUAUGGAAUUACAAGAGGACAACUUAAUUGAUCAGGUGGUGAUGAGUGGGGGUAAAGCAGUACUGCUUGGUGAUGAUACAUGGUCUAGGCUGAUGCCUAAAAGAUGGCUGCGGUCACAUGCUUUAUAUUCAUUUCACACUUGGGACCUUGAUACAGUAGACAAUGAAGUUGAUUCCAAAAUAUAUGAUGAACUUAAGAAGAAUGAUUGGGACUUACUAGUGGCUCAUUACCUUGGAGUGGACCACGCUGGACAUAGAUAUGGUCCAAACCACCCAGAGAUGGCAAGAAAGUUGAAGGAAACAAAUAUAAGAUUGCAAAAAAUUAUUGAAAUAUUACCACCAGAUGUAUUGCUCUGUGUGAUUGGUGACCAUGGAAUGACAGAAUCAGACUCACAAGAAUGGAAAGAUUUGGAUGGUGACCAUGGAGGUGAAAGUAGAGCGGAAAGGACGGCGGCAAUGUUUGUGUACCGGGGCUCCGGUCUCGGUGAUGAAGGUGAACUAUCAGUGGGAAAGGAGGUGCAACAGACAGACUUAGCUCCCACCUUAAGCGCGGCUCUCGGACGCCCGCCACCAGCCCCCUCUCUAGGAAAUAUUUUAUUCUCAGUAUUACCGAAGAUGUCGAAAUCAAUAACUUUACUACAUCUUAGUAAUAAUUUAAAACAGGUUACUAAGUACCUUAUAAGGUAUGGUGAAGAAUCUCAACAAGUAUCAUUAGAUAAAUUAGCGCAUCUGAUCAAUGCUACAAGGGACCAAAUAGAAAAAGCUGCCACUAUUGAAACAGAUAUUGACCUAAAGAACUACAUUUCUGAUGUUAGGAACUUAAUGGAGAAUAUCAGAAGUACAUUUAGAGAAGUGUGGGUGGAAUUUGAUUCCCUGUCGAUGCUUAGAGCACUCCUGUUGCUCUUGUUAGCUAUUUUCUUCAAUUGGCUCGUCACAGAAGGUGUUCCUUUCGAGCGUAUAUCUAAUAUAUUCGCCAGUUCGUUCGUACCGACCGGUCUAAUAUCGUUGGCGGUCUGUACUACUGUUUGUUACACCGCCUAUUAUUUCAGUUAUCUCGAAGGUCUCGAACAUUCAAUAAUUUUGAGCACCGGCUUAAUGUCCGGUGGUUUGACUGGUGUGCUGGUUAUUAUGCAUUGGGAUGGGAUCACACAGCGUUGGUACGAAGGCAGGUCGAGGUUCUAUGAGAGGUUCUCGAGAGCCGCUUUAGUCGCGUCCGCUGUUAUUCUAGUUUCGAACAGUUAUGUGAUCGAAGAGGGCGCUAGUUUAUCGUAUUUGGCUUUGUCUGCACUGGCACUUAUCGCUUGGAAUAUUGGUAAUGUGAAAGCGGUGGUGUGUUGGGCGCUUUGUGGGGUCACUUUAACUCUGAGUAGGUCGUACCGUGGUUGUAGGGAGGAGCAGGGGGAGUGCUGGACGGCGGGGGAGGGAGCGCCGACGGGGCAGGCAUCGCGUGCGGCGUUGGUGCUGGCGUUGGGUUCGGUAGCGGCCACGAUCUCUAUCACCCGGCGGCAUGUCGGCUGGAGGGGCUACGGUAUCACUCUAGGAGGCGUGUUGGUUUGCGCACAUUGGGCCGUUGGGUGGGGGGCGCUCGGGUCACCCGUACAGUCAAAGCUAAUGGCGAAGAUGUCUUGGCUGGUUAUAGUCGUGAUGUUUAUAUUAUUGUGGAAGAGAGAUGGGCGCGGUGCUACAAUGCCCCUGGUGGUACUAGGUUUAGUGUUAUAUCUGGCUAAUGUGCUGGUGCUGGGUGCCAGUUACGCUCCCGCAGCCGCUUUGGCUCUUCUUUCUGGUUUCCUGACUCUGAAUAUUGUUUCGUGGUUGAAGACGGAUAGUUCAUCCAAAUUCUCAUUAAGUUCUCGUUGCAACUCGUGCGUGGCAUGUGUGUGGGCUCUGUUGGCCUGUUACAAUUUCUACGGUACGGGUCACCACGCUACGCUGGGACAUAUCAGUUGGGCGCCCGUGUUCCACGCCGGAGACCCCAAUUACAUAUCAAUUGGUCCGCUCGUAACCGUUAUACUGACAUCACUUCAUCUCUUUGGUAUGCCGUUUAUGUUUGGUGCCACGGUGCCGCUGCUCCUCCUGUGGGGUCGUAACGGUAUCUCCAAUUUGGGAUCUCGUACUCAAAUGGCUGCUGUAUUUUCUUUAUGUCUUAAAUUUGCGCUUUGCUUCGCAAUUAGGGUGUUCGUGUGCGCGUUAUCAGCAACUAUUCACUGCCGUCACCUUAUGAUAUGGGGUGUGUUUACUCCGAAAUUGUUGUUCGAAUUCGGCGCGUGCGCAGCUGCCUUCCUCGGCACGGCGCUCGGCGCCGCGCUCACCGCCUACCACUUACCACCACAGCAACGUAGCAGUUGACAAAAACGCAACAAAUAGAUACAUUAAUUAUUGAUUUUUGGGACUGUUAACAUAAAUUAAAAAUUAAAUUUAUUUUCUAGAAUUCUAGACUAUCGAGUUAAUGCAUUUUUGUUAUUUUCAAGUAUUAUUUUAUUUAUUGGGAGAUCCAUUGCAUUUUUUUGGUUAUGUUUAAGCAAGAAAGCACUUACUUAUUAUAGAUAGGAUUAAACGUUACAUAAAAUAGUCUUUAAUAAUCUGUGUUCAUAAAUAAUAGUUGUGUAAAUUGAAAGAACUAUACAUAAUUUGAAUGUCUACCUCAGUCUAAUAAUUCAAUGUGUUCUAGUAUGAACACAUAAUGCUUUUUAACUUUGCUGGUUUGUAAGAGGAUAGAUUUUAUGCCCUGCUCACAUUACUCCAGUCCAGUGAUUAAAUCUAGCGAUGGAUACAUUUUUUUUAAAUUGGAAUAAUGUGGACUAGGUAUAACAAUUUUGUAAAAAUCUGGUCUUUUAAAAAUAUAUUCUAGAUAUAAUUAUCAUAAUAAAAAUGUCCAAUAUAUCUAUAGAUCACGUAGUUCGUUAAUAAGAUUUGGAAGUUAUGUAUUAGUUUUUACUACCAAAAAUUGUUAGGCUUGAAAAUUUUUAUACUUUUGCUCAUGUUGUUUUUUAC
Molecule: messenger RNA, 3673 nt
Organism: Papilio polytes (common Mormon)
Lineage: Eukaryota; Metazoa; Arthropoda; Insecta; Lepidoptera; Papilionidae
Gene: PIG-O
Product: GPI ethanolamine phosphate transferase 3-like
Exons: 10
Coding region: 185-3028 (947 amino acids)
Biological process (GO): GPI anchor biosynthetic process
Cellular component (GO): endoplasmic reticulum membrane
Molecular function (GO): mannose-ethanolamine phosphotransferase activity
Source: RefSeq, a predicted model, not a curated record